Molecule: messenger RNA, 1840 nt
Organism: Vigna unguiculata (cowpea)
Lineage: Eukaryota; Viridiplantae; Streptophyta; Magnoliopsida; Fabales; Fabaceae
Cellular component (GO): nucleus
Molecular function (GO): protein phosphatase 1 binding; protein serine/threonine phosphatase inhibitor activity
Source: RefSeq, a predicted model, not a curated record
ACGAAUUGCUUACAUUGUAUGAUAUACUGAUUACGGUGUCUGUUCCACCAGAUGUGAUACUUACAAAUGUGCGCAAAUGCCCAGAAAAUUAUUCUUGAAUACUCCUAAAUACAUAAAUGGAUGUUAUUGAUGUUGUUGUUUCAAUUUUGUUAUUAGUUUCUGUUGAUUAUGACAAAUUCGAUGUAUGGGUGUAUAUAUAAGCAAGAUCGAUUGCAAACAAAAUUUAUUGACACUUAAAUCAGCCAAAAAAACAGUUAUCCUUCUCCUGAUAUAUGAUUGGCAAAAUCACCAACUAUUCUUUUCAUCAAAACAUUGAGCAAGUAAUAGUACUUUGGAGGGGGUAAAGAAUCACAGGGUUCUAGAAGAGAGAUAGGACUAGAAUCGAACUAGACUGAUUUUUGGCCAGUGAAUGUUACAUGCCAUUCCUACAACUAAAUUUUUUUGGGUAUAUAUUUUAAGAACGAAACUUUUUUUAGUAAAUAAUAUUUUGAAUAAUAUGAUAUUAUAUUUAUAUUUUAUAUUGUUUAUUUUAAAUAUGUACUGAAAAAUAUAUCUCUAUUAGUCUCUACUCAAGAAAACUCUUAGUUUGGUCCCUACGUAUAAAAAAAUAUUGAAUUGAUUCUAAUACGAAUAAAAUAGUCCCUUAUGCAUUCUUUAUUUGCUUUGAUUCAUUUAUAUGUAAUACAUUCUUGAUUUGGUUCGUAUUCUAUAACUUUUUUUUUUGUACCUUAUAUGUAAAGAUUGACAAGUUGUUGGUCAAAUUUAGUUCUCUUGUCUCAAAUCUAGUCUUCUGGAUGUAAAAAGAAGUAAUUGAAAUGAGAAUUAUAAUCAAGGUGACUAGUCAGAUUUUAACAAAUGUAUUAGCCAUGAAUAACCUAUUCAAGGGUUGUUGGAAUUUUUCGAAGUUUUGUUAUUUGGAGUUUCGAAAGAGUGGCUGGUCACAUUAUGUUUUUGGGUUUUGUGAUUUUUAGUGAUUAUUUGACAUUGGAUUUGUCGGGAUCUUGAAACCUUGUGUGAUGAAUAUACCAUAAAAUGAUCUUUGGAUUUGUCCAAAGUUGUUGGAAUUCAUUUAAUUGUUGUACUAGGCUUGUUUUGGUUUUGGCAGGUUUCAUAUAACAGGAUUGUAUGGUGGUGGAAUAUGGGUAUCCUUAAAUAUUGCCGAAGAUGUGGAAGGUUUUGAUCCUUUUGUACAGAUUGGAGAACAAACAGGAACAGAACAACCAGAAAGUAUUUUGUCUCUCCAAUCUCUUGAACUUUAAGAGAACAGUCAUGGACAGACGCACGAACACCACCAGGCCAGUAGUGUUGUCUUCCUCUUCCAUCACUGGCACCACCACCAUAACAAUUCAAAACUCUGAGCCAUCUACCUCUUCAUCUCAGCACCAACAACAACAACCAGAAGAAGUACUUUUCCUCCCCCUCAAUCGCAAGAAGAAAAAGGUCAGUUGGAAAGAGGGCACCGUGGACAAUGAGUUCAUGCAGAAGAAGAGUUCCAAAAGGUGUUGUAUCUUCCAUAAGGAGAAGCCCUUUGAUGAAGAUGACAGCGAUGAAGAUGAACAUCACUAUGACGAACACCCUCACGAUACUGGGUUUUGCUGUAAGAAUCAUGAUAAAGCUGGCCCAAGCACCUAGAGAAUUGAUUAAUGAAACCUAAAACAUAUAUUUGUAGAGUAAUUGGUGAAAUCGUUGAACUUAGGUUUGCAACUCGAUAAUUAUUUAAUUUCGGUUGCAAUUAUAAGAUUAUGACAUUGACACUAGAAGAUGUUUAGUUUAAAUUUGAGUGUCACAAAUAAUUGCCUACUUUAGUAGUGAAUAAGAGUUUCACUAAUUUUUGUCUCAA